Molecule: messenger RNA, 7059 nt
Organism: Darwinula stevensoni
Lineage: Eukaryota; Metazoa; Arthropoda; Ostracoda; Podocopida; Darwinulidae
Source: the annotation of a GenBank genome assembly
AUGGUCAAGCUGCUUGCAGAAGCAAGUAAAUGGAAUGGACAAGUAUAUCAAAUUUUCCUACCUGAUGCAUCAUAUGAUGAUAUGCAGAAGCUUGUGCAUCUCUUGUACACUGGUACAGUUUCCCUUAUGUCAUCUGAUCUUGGGAAUAUCCUCAGCUUGGCAUCUUGCCUGGGGAUCGAUCUUAGAAGUUCCACCUCUAUCUCUCCACUUUCACUGCCUUGUGUCCCUUCUCCACCUUUGUCUAUGGCUGCUGGUCUGGAUCUGCUGCCAAAUCAUAGUUCAGGGUACAAGUGCAAUGCAAGCAUACUUGAAAUACCAGAGGUCAACAUGGAGAUGGAUGAAGAUGGAUUUUAUGAUCAGAACUCUAGUUCUGAAAUGAAAGGAAGGAGGAGAAAGAUCAGGCCCAAAAAACUUGAGCUUCCAGGUGAAGAAGGGGAUGGUCUCGUCUUGGAAGGUCCCUUCUCUUGUAUCUAUUGUGAUGAGAGAUUUACUGACAGGAUUCUACUUAGAAAUCAUGUUACUGUCCAUGCUGGGGAGAGUCUGCAUUGCCGCUUCUGUGGGAAGGUGUUUCAAAACACUGGGAAUCUACGUUCUCACCUUCGAUGUCACACAGGUGAAAGACCUCAUCGUUGUAAGCAAUGUGGGAAGAGCUUUGCAGCCAAGAGUACUCUCAUUUACCAUGAGAGGAUUCAUACUAAGGAGAGACCUCAUUCUUGUGAGCUAUGUGGGAAGGGAUUCAUCAAAGCAGGUGACUUGACAGUUCAUCGUCGAUCCCACACAGCUUGUGCUGACAAAUUGAAGAGGGAAAUGGAAGAAUUUGGCUGUCCACCUCAGUUUCCAAUGGAAAAGGAUAGUCACUCUUCAAAGGAUGAUGAUUCAAGAGAUCUAGCAGUUGACAAGAGCAAAGGCAAAAAGAGUAAGGCUGCAGCAAAGACAGGUGGGAGCAAGUACCAGUGGCAGAUCAUGCAAAGUCUUGGUCUGACUGAUGAGGAGAUCAAGAAUUUUGCUGAUACAUCCUUUUGGCUUCAAUACUUUCCUCCUCUUGCAAAACAAGAUCUCUCAGCCAUGGGCCUGCAUAUUGAUUGGAGGAGAACUUUCAUCACCACUGAUGCAAAUCCCUUUUAUGACAGCUUUGUGCGGUGGCAGUUCCUUCGACUGAAGGAGAAGGAUAAGGUGAAGUUUGGAAAAAGAUAUACCAUCUAUUCACCAAAAGAUGGUCAGCCAUGCAUGGACCAUGAUCGAAGCACAGGUGAAGGUGUUGGACCCCAGGAAUACACACUCAUCAAGCUUGAGAUCCUGCACCCAUACCCUGCAUGCCUCAAGACAGUGGCAAAACAGAAGACAUUCCUGGUGGCAGCCACCCUUCGUCCUGAAACUAUGUAUGGGCAGACCAACUGCUGGCUUCACCCAGAUUUGGAUUACAUUGGAUUCCAAACAACAGAUGGAGAAAUCUAUAUCUGCAGUGAGAGAGCAGCCAGGAAUAUGUCCUAUCAAGGUUUUACUGUCAGUAAUGGCUGUGUUGAAGUAAAGCUACAUUUGAAAGGGCAGGAACUAUUGGGAGCCUGCCUGAAAGCACCUCUAACUUCUUACAAUGAGAUUUAUGCUUUGCCCAUGUUGACUAUUCAAGAAGACAAGGGGACAGGAAUUGUGACAAGUGUCCCUUCUGAUUCACCUGAUGACUGGGCUGCCCUCAGGGACUUGCAGAAUAAACCUGCAUUGCGCUCAAAGUAUGGGAUUUCUGACAACAUGGUUCUUGCUUUUCAACCUGUGCCAAUCUUGGAGAUCCCUGAGUUUGGAAAUUUAAGUGCAGUGACAGUUGUGGAUCAGUUGAAAAUCCAGAGUCAGAAUGACAAAGAGAAACUUACUCAGGCCAAAGAGAUGGUGUAUCUCAAGGGAUUCUAUGAUGGAGUUGUUGGAGAACACAAAGGCUGCAAAAUUCAGGAUGUGAAGAAGGCUAUUCAGAAAUCUUUGACUGACUCUGGUGAAGCUGCAGUUUACAUGGAACCAGAGAAGCCCAUCAUCUCAAGAUCUGGAGAUGAUUGUGUUGUGGCCCUUUGUGACCAGUGGUUCUUGGAUUAUGGGGAACCCAAAUGGAAAGAAGAAGCUCACAAGGUUCUGAACCAAAUUAAUUCAUAUCAUGAGGAAGUUCGGAAGAAUUUUGUUGCCACACUUGACUGGCUACAUGAGCAUGCCUGCUCACGAACCUAUGGCCUAGGGACAAAGUUGCCAUGGGACGAGUAUUGGCUGAUUGAGUCUCUAUCUGAUUCUACCAUAUACAUGGCAUUCUACACUGUUGCCCAUCUUCUUCAGGGUGGUACCUUUGAUGGAAGCAGACCCAACCAUCUUAACAUCAGGGCUGACGAAAUGACUCCUGAUGUCUGGGAUUAUGUAUUCCUCCCUGAUUCUCCAAAGCCAGUGAAUUCAGCUAUUCCACAAUCUGCUCUGGAUGAACUACGAAGAGAAUUUAUGUACUGGUAUCCAGUUGAUCUUCGUUCAUCAGGGAAAGACCUGAUCCAGAAUCAUCUGACAUAUUAUCUGUAUAACCAUGUGGCUAUGUGGCCACAACACCCAGAGCUAUGGCCCAAGGCAGUUCGGGCAAAUGGACAUCUUCUCCUCAAUUCUGAAAAGAUGUCAAAGUCAACAGGAAACUUCAUGACUUUGACAGAAGCCUUAGACAAGUUUGGUGCAGAUGGAAUGCGUUUGGCACUGGCAGAUGCAGGUGACAGCAUCGAGGAUGCCAACUUUGUUGAGAUUCAAGCUGAAACAGGAAUCCUACGCCUGUUUACCUUUAUUGAAUGGGUGAAGGAAAUAUUGGCCAGUAAGGAUUCCUUGAGAGUUGGAGAUCACCUUACCUUCCAUGACAAGGUUUUCCAAAGUGAAAUGAAUCUGAAAAUUCGGGAAACUGAGCAGUUUUAUGAUCAGAUGCUGUUCAAGGAGGCAUUGAGGACAGGAUUUUUUGAACUACAGUCAGCAAGGGACAGGUAUCGAGAGCUUUGCCUCGAAGGCCUUCAUUUAGAUUUAAUUCUGCGUUUCAUUCGUGUUCAGGCCUUGUUGCUAUCCCCCAUCUGCCCUCAUAAGGAAAGCAUUGUCAGGGCAUCAUGGCCUACAGCAGGAGAGAUUGAUUACACACUCUUGGUUGCUUCUGAAUAUCUGAUGAAUAUGGCUCAUGAGUUCAGACUCAGAUUAAAGAGCUACCUUAGUCCAGUAGCCAAAAAGAAAGGUCAAGAACCUGUGCCUGUUGAAAAGCCAACUCAUGCCGUUGUUGUUGUGGCAAAGUCCUUCCCACCUUGGCAGGAAGCCAUCUUGAAUAUUCUCAAGGAAUUAUACCAUGAGGAAAAGGGAUUCCCAGAUAACAAAGUCAUCUUGGGAAUAUUGAGCCAGAAUGAGAUAGUGAAGCCACAAAUGAAGAAAGCUAUGCCAUUUGUUCAGAGUACCAAGGAUAAGGUGCUUUCUCAUGGACUCAAGGCAUUGAAUGUCACCUUGGAUUUUGAUGAGAAAGAAGUUCUUCUUACUAACUCCAUCUAUCUCACUAGCACCCUUGAGUUGGAAGGCCUGGAAGUGAAGUAUACCACAGAGGUAACAGAAAUAAAGAAGGAAGAUUGCCGUCCAGGAAGUCCCUACGUCUUCUUCAGAAGGGCUCUAACAGUACCAAUGGUAUUUAUCAACCCUCAGCCUCAUUCUGGUCUCUUUGAGAUCACAUUGCCUAUCCUUGAAGGGGACAACCCUGAACGCAUUGCUGUCAGAAUGGCAAGGACCACUCGAGCUCUAAAAGAUCCAAAGCGAGUCAUUCUCUUGAGGUAUGAGGAUCCAUUGCUUGGACCAAGGCAAUUACCAUCCUUCACUGAACCAGAGAAGGGGAAAGUAAGAUGUCCCAAAGAGGCUAUCUUUCACAUAGAUGCUACAUCUCAGUCUGUGCAGAUGGACCUCAAGGGGACCAAGCUUACAGUUGGUUCAUUGCACAUGCUCCAACCGAUUCAACUCGUUAAGACAUUCACAAGGAUAUUGUCCCAUGUGGAUAUCCAGUUCACACAUGCAUUGCAUGGGGCAUUAACCAGGUGCUUUUGGAGAGCUCUCUCAGCCACUGUCAAUAUGAGUGAAGAUCAUGGUGCAGGAGCCCCUGAAAGAUUACAUGAAGCUCUUGAGCAGACCAGAGAAAACCCUGAACCAGAGUGCAAGAAAGCCAAGCUAGCAAAUGCUCCCAGUCUGGAGAAGCAGAGGAUCAAGACCAGGAAGAUGGCCCUUCUUCUUUCCUAUUGUGGGAAUGGCUACUUUGGCAUGCAGAGGAAUCCAGGAAUGGCUACUAUAGAGGAAGACUUGCUCACAAGUCUGUUGAAGGCAGGAUGCAUUACAGAUGAAGUAUUUGUAAGUCCACAAACAGGGCAGUUCCAGAGAGCAGCACGCACCGACAAGGGAGUUUCUGCUGCACGGCAAGUUGUCAGCAUCAAGAUGGUGGUGGAAGAAGAUACUCUGGAGCGAAUGAAUGCUCUCCUACCAGCACAGAUCCAAGUGCAAGCCAUCAAGAGAGUGACGAGAGGUUUCAACCCAAAGACAAAGUGCUGUGCUAGGACAUAUUCCUAUCUCCUGCCAACAUUUGCCUUUGCUCCUCCUGAUGUUUUGACCACUGAAACCUAUCGCAUCACUUCAGACAUAUUUGCAGGUGUUAAUGAACUCAUCAAAUCCUUUGAAGGAACCCACAAUUUCCACAAUUACACAGCAAGGAGAAAAGCUGAUGACUCCAGUGCACAGCGGUACAUCAUGAGCUUGAAGAUGAAUCCCCCCUUUGAGCGAGAUGGGUAUGAAUGGUCUGAAAUCACUGUCAAAGGCCAAAGUUUUAUGUUGCAUCAGAUCAGGAAGAUGGUGGGACUAACCAUUGCCAUAAUGCGAGGCUUGGCAUCAAGGGAAACCUUGAAAAAAACAUUUGGCAAGAAGAGGAUUGACAUCCCUAUUGCUCCAAGCCUUGGUCUUGUACUGGAGAAGGUCCACUAUGACUACUAUGACAAGCGAUAUGGGAGUGAUGGAAUCCAUGAACCAUUGGACUGGAAAAAGGAAGAGGAAGCUGUAACAAAAUUCAAGGAGGAGGUAAUCUAUCCAACCAUCAGAGAUGGGGAGAUCAAAGAGAAGUCAGAAGAUGGACGACCAGAUGCCUCUCCAAAUCAUCAAUCUGAAGUCCGAUCAGAGUUUGGUCGAGCAAUGGUUGCAGUUGAAUUGGACUCGGCCAAAAAAGCUGGAGAAGUUGAAGUGGAGGAAGUUCAAAUAACAAUGAAUCUCAGCCAGAAUCUCAUCUCAGAGAUCUUCAAAAGUAUGACCUAUGGCCCAGGAAAAAAUAUGAAGAACAUCACUGAGGUGAGGGGAUCUGUUCCAACAGACCCAGACCCCAUUCAUAAAUGGAUAAAGGGAGCUGAAGAAAGGAAGACAUACUUUGUACAAGUCACUGAGAAAGAACUUCCCAUCUUCUCAGAAUGCCUCAAAGUAACACGUGCAGCCCAACAACAAUGGCUUUCCUAUUUGGGAAGCAAGAUGUGCAGCAUCAUCUCAAGUGGUGCUGUCUUCUUACGAAAACAAGAAGAUAUCCUUGCAUCUCUACAUGCUCUAUCAGUCAAUGGGACUGUCAGUGGCUCUUAUCCAGUCAUCUCAGCCUUUUUAAGAAACCUUGAAUUGGGAGACCUGAUCAUUUCAAGGUUGAAACUCAAGGAUUUUGGCACUAAAGGUGUGUUGGUGUUGAGAAAUCAGGACCCUCCUGUUGAUGUUCUUCAAAUUUUCAUUCAUGUCGUCAUCCCAGCCAUUCUCUCUGGAAAUGCAAUCAUCAUGUUCAUCCAGGAUCAUUAUGCUCUUCUUGAGGCCACAUGCAUUGUGGAAGGUCUCAAGGAAGCAGGCAUCCCCAAGCACCUUAUAUCCAUUAUCCAUGGACAAAUGAAAGCUGAUGCCUUCUCAGCUGAAGAGCUGAAGAUUCCUCCAGGGGAUAUCCAUCAUUGCCUGACACUGGUUCAGGAAGGAAUUCAUGCACAAUUUGAGAUGAAGCUGAAAGAAAAGCUUCAGAGAAUGACUGUUGGGGAAGCAUUGGACACAAGCUCUGAUGUGAAACAAACUCAGUUGCCAGUACAGUGGGAAGUUUGGAGGGAUGAGGCUCUCAAAGAAGGAGCUACUGUGAGUGUAUGUGAAGGGACAGUAACAGGAUUUGUGAGUGGACUUGCUCCAGCAGCCAAGAUCAUAUCUCGUCAAGAUGUACCAAGAGGAAUGGUGUGGAUGUCACCUUUUCGCACUGCCAAGGAAGCUCUUGGGUUCAUUUCAAAUCAGAAGAUGGUUUCCAUUGCAUCCAUUUGGUCUUCUUCCAUGCACCAGGCUCAAGAGUUUGCUCUUCUUCUCCCUUGGAAGAAUCCACCUGGUCUGUGGUCCACAUACAAGGAGCCACUGGGACUGGUUUGCAUGUUCCUACCUUUGGAAAACAUCCCCAGGAGCCACCUGGACCUGCUGAUUUUAGGCUGCCUUGCUGCUGGGAAUGCUGUCUGUCUUAUUGCUCUCAAAGAUGCUAAGUUCAACAUAGAUCCAUCCUUCAAAGUCUUUGAGGGACUCCCAAAAUCCUUGUUAACUUUCACAGCAGUUGAAGACUUGCAUGUGACAAUGAGGGAUGUCUUCCAGACCCACUUGGUGGCUGGGUUUUGGAAUUUUACAGGGAACAAGAUGAUACCUGUGCAACCUUGCACAGCACCUCUGAAUUAUCCCAAAAUCAUUUGGGAAGCAGAUCACAUUUCAAAGUGCAAUUGCUCCCUUCAGCUGCAAGCUAUUCUGGAAGUAUAUGCCAUGAAGGAGAAAUCCCUCUUCUUUCCUCAUGGAGGAAUGUUUGCAAAUUGAGUCAAGACCCAUAGACUGAUUUUCUUUUGCUGUGCUUUCCCAUUACCCUAUACAAACCGAAGUCCUUACCCAGUUUUUUUUUCUUAAUAUUACUUAUGUACUCUAUAUUGUUCUAGUGACUCAUUAGCUUGUAUGUUGCUAAGUAUAGAAAAGUGUGACAAGUUGUGGGUCCUAAUUAAGAUAUGGGAUCCAUUUCAUGUACAAUAAACG